GCCUUGAAUCUCCAAAUGCCCUGCAUCUGCAAUUCUACUCGUUUUCUCUUCCGACGAAAACUCACCGUUGCCGCUUCAUCUGCGUCUCAGCGUCUGCAAAAGCACUUCUCCGCCGAUUCCUUGCAGACCCUUUUGCCACGGUCGCGGAUUUCUCUGUUUUCGCCGUCUAUCAAGGUCGAGUUUUCAAGCCCGGUUGCAUCUACUUUGCUGUUGAAUCGUACAAUGGCUGGCCAGUCCGAGAGUAAAUCAAUCCAUGAUUUCACUGUCAAGGAUGCCAAGGGUAAUGAUGUUGAUCUCAGCACCUACAAAGGGAAGGUCCUUCUGAUCGUUAACGUUGCGUCGCAAUGUGGCUUGACUAAUGCAAACUACACAGAGUUGGCUCAGUUAUAUGAGAAAUACAAAACUCAAGGUUUGGAAAUCUUGGCAUUCCCAUGCAACCAGUUUGGAGCUCAGGAGCCAGGGACAAAUGACGAGAUAGUCGAGUUUGCCUGCACUCGCUUCAAGGCUGAGUAUCCCAUCUUUGACAAGGUGGAUGUGAAUGGCAACAAUGCCGCUCCGAUUUACAAAUUCUUGAAGUCUAGCAAGGGUGGACUGUUUGGUGACAGCAUCAAGUGGAACUUCUCCAAGUUCCUGGUUGACAAAGAAGGGAAAGUCGUUGACCGUUAUGCCCCUACAACUUCUCCUCUUAGCAUUGAGAAGGACGUGAAGAAACUGCUGGGGGUCGCAUGAACGGGCAGCUCUAUAUGAAGAAAUGAGAGGAGAGUAAAUUAAUAGUGGAAUAAAAGGCACUUACUGUAAUAAGAUGCAUCUAUUUGUAUUAUUGGGCAUCUUGUAAGGGUUGCGUUCUGUUGA
Messenger RNA from Pyrus x bretschneideri (Chinese white pear), 852 nucleotides. Its product is annotated as probable phospholipid hydroperoxide glutathione peroxidase. Lineage: Eukaryota; Viridiplantae; Streptophyta; Magnoliopsida; Rosales; Rosaceae. Gene Ontology annotation, cellular component: cytosol. Bases 16 to 729 code for a protein of 237 amino acids. Gene Ontology annotation, molecular function: glutathione peroxidase activity. The transcript has 6 exons. Gene Ontology annotation, biological process: response to oxidative stress. The record is from RefSeq and is a predicted model, not a curated record.